GAGCAGAACAGAGCCUGGCCCUGUCCUGAACACAGAUGGGACCAUGAGCUCCAGCCGUAGCUUUAGCCAGAACCAUUUAGCUUCCCUCCAUGGGAUCAGAGGCAACUGGGGCCAGCCAGGGAGCUUCCCCCGGGCCCCCAGCGUCCAUGGAGGUGCUGGAGGGGUCCGCAUCUCCCUCUCCUCCACCAGACCAAGCUGCCUACCCCCUCGAGGGUCUUGGGGGUCCGAAAGAGGUGGUUCCCUCCUAAGUGGGGAUGGAAAAGCCACCAUGCAGAACCUCAAUGACCGCCUGGCAACCUACCUGGACAAGGUGCGCGCUCUGGAGGAGGCCAACUUGAAGUUGGAAAGCCGCAUCCUCCAAUGGCAUCAGCAGAGAGAUACCGGCAGCAGGAAAGAUUAUUCUCAAUAUGAGGAAAACAUCAGCCACCUGCAAGAGCAGAUAGUGGAUGGUAAGAUGACCAAUGCUCAGAUCAUUGUUCUCAUUGACAAUGCCAGGAUGGCCAUGGAUGACUUCAGCCUCAAGUAUGAAAAUGAACACUCCUUUAAGAAAGACUUGGAAAUGGAAGUGGAGGGCCUCCGGAAGACCUUGGAUGAUCUGACCAUCAUCACAACAGACCUGGAACAGGAAGUAGAGGGAAUGAGGAAAGAGCUCAUCCUCAUGAAGAAGCGCCAUGAGCAGGAAAUGGAGGAGAACCCAGUGCCAAGUGACUUCAAGGUCAAUGUGAAGGUGGACACUACUCCAGGAGAAGAUCUAAUUAAGGUCCUGGAGGAUAUGAGACAGGAAUAUGAGCUCAUAAUAAAGAAGAAGCAUCAGGACAUUGACGCUUGGUUUAAAGAGCAGUCUACAGCCGUGUCCCAGGAGGUGGCCAGUUCCAGUCCAGCGGCUGUGCAGGGCAGCCAAAAUGACAUCCAUGAGCUGAAACGAACUUUCCAAGCCUUAGAGAUUGACCUGCAGACACAGCACAACAAGAAAUCUGCUUUGGAGCGCAUGUUGUCAGAGACGCAGUCCCGGUACUCCUGCCAGCUCCAGGACAUACAGCAGAUCAUCGCCCGCUAUGAGGAAGAACUAAGGCAGCUCCGCUGUGACCUAGAGCGUCAGAACACUGAACACAAGCUGCUCCUGGGCAUCAAAACCCACCUGGAGAAAGAAAUCGCCACCUACCGCCAGCUCCUGGAGGGAGACACUGACGGGACAAUGGAAGAAUCUGAGUGGACCAUGAAAGCAUCUGCAGCUCCCACACUCAAGGCCAUCACCCAGGAGACCGUCAAUGGAAGAAUCGUUCUUUCUCAAGUGAAUGAGAUUGAAAAGCAAAUGUGAGGCCAUUUUUUUUUAAAUUCUGCUUGUUGUAAAAACUAUUGUUCCCCGCCGUGGAAAGCACUUGCCUCCACGCUAAUGGGUGAGUCCUUAAAGGUAUUCAUGGAAUGAGCAAAUUCACAAGCUUGUCUUUUCUCUAGCAAUCUUACCAUGCUGUUCAUAUACUGCUGGAAUUUUUUUGAUCAAGUUUCAUGAAACUAAAACUCUGCUUUCUUACUACAAUCCUCAGAUUCCUGUCAAGAUGCAUCUUGGUUUGGAAUCAAUAAAACUCCCCACAUCCUG
Messenger RNA from Dipodomys spectabilis (banner-tailed kangaroo rat), 1597 nucleotides. It is a transcript of the gene Krt23, whose product is annotated as keratin 23. Bases 44 to 1318 code for a protein of 424 amino acids. Gene Ontology annotation, molecular function: structural molecule activity. The transcript is spliced from 8 exons. The record is from RefSeq and is a predicted model, not a curated record. NCBI's taxonomy places the organism in Eukaryota, Metazoa, Chordata, Mammalia, Rodentia, Heteromyidae.